AUGGGAGUUCCACUCCACUACUGGGCGGAUGUCACUUUCAAAAGUAUCGGCAAGGCUCUUGGAGCAGUGGAAGCAAUCAAUCUGGAUGAGGGGAAAAUCCAGGUGAUAAUCGACGGCUUCAAACCAUUAGUUUUUGAAACAACGGUGGAAUUCAACGGUGGUGAGGAAACUACGGUGUACCUAAGGUAUGGGCAUCUGUCUGGUUUAUGUAAGACUUGCUUGAGCCUAUGCCAUGAUUAUCAUCGGUGCCCAACUCGGAUCGGUUCGGAGGAGCGAUGGAGUCGAGAAGAAUUUCCCGAUGAACAGACAAAGGGGCAGGGACCAGCUUUGUUUAAAACGGCGGCUAAAUACGGAGGUAAUGGAGGCAAGGAGGUGGUGAAAAACAAUGGAGGAAGUAUUGAAGGCAGGCCGUACAAAGGGAGAACAGAGAGGAAAUAUGGCGAAGGAGCUUCACGAAGCUACAGGCCAUCGAGUCACCCUCCUCCGAAGGAACAUAAAAAGGGACCAGUGACGGAGGAGAAGAAAGACGAUACACCGGCUAACACUGAAACGGUGACUCAGCCGCAUUUAACAAUCUCUGUCGCUGAGAAUCAGGGAACCUCGCCGGUCCAAGCAGCUCAGGUGAUCAAAGAGAACGAUGGUGUACGAUCAGUAAUGAUGCAAGGAACAGAAGACGGAUCGGGUAUGGAUGUUACAGCGGGAUCUAAAAAAACAGUAGUGAGGAAAAGCUUGUCAUUUGAGGAUGAUGACUUGCUGAGUCUUGUAUCUCGGGGCAAAGGUGAUACGGAAAUCGAGGACUUGGGAUUUCCAGAUGGGAAUGCAGAUACAUCGGUAUUAAACAAGGAGGUGAAAGCACAAGGCGAUACUUAUGAGGCUUGUGAUGCCAUAACCGAAUUUCUGCAACAGGUGAACUCAGGAAUUGAACCAGGUGAAAUUCAACUUUGUCUUGAUAACAGUUUUGGUAACCUGGGAGAAGAAGAUGGUGAGUUUAUUGAGGACUCAGAAAUGGAGAUGCCGAUGAUAGUGGAGCAGGUUAAAUCACCGGUGGAAACUAUGGUGAUGGAUAAGAGUGAGGUCGGUGCUCAGACGAGCGUAAUGGAGAAGGAAAAUAAGCAAUUAGCUGCACCAACUAAUCCAGAACCAAAGAAGAAACCAACUAAAUCCAGUCUGCAAUACAUUGGUGGAGGCUCUAAAAAGAGAAUGGUUCAAGCGAUGGUCUCUCCGCGGAAGAAGCAGGUUACUAAAACAACAAACCGCAAAGGAGAAGGAGCACGUCCGGCAGCUCCAAAAGGUCCCUCACUUUCGCAGGAGGAACAAAAACUAUAA
Molecule: messenger RNA, 1326 nt
Organism: Eutrema salsugineum
Lineage: Eukaryota; Viridiplantae; Streptophyta; Magnoliopsida; Brassicales; Brassicaceae
Exons: 1
Coding region: 1-1326 (441 amino acids)
Source: RefSeq, a predicted model, not a curated record